AUGGUAGAAAAUGUCUUGUUUAGAAAACCUGGAGGUGAGGAUGUCCUCGAAGAGGACAAAUCAGAAAAUUUGCUGAAGCUCUGCAGGCGAAGAGAGCUUGCCAACAUAUCGGCUAACCAUAUGACUGAGAUGCAUGGGAUGAUUCCUUCCUGUAAGCAAAAGCAGAAGUAUAACCAGGGAAUCAUUACACUCUUUCAUUUGCUGAAGGAUCUUUUUUCUCCAAAAGGGCUGUACUGGGACAGUGACAUGGCUUCUCUGCUGCUCCUUCUCCAUCUUCUGCCUCCCACAGCUGGACGGAAGACGAUCAAAAUAAGUCCCAGUGAUGUUAUGCUGCGUCAGGGUAAACAACCAUACACCCUUGCUGUUGGCCGAAACAAGAACAGAACUGAUACUUUCUACAUCACCGUGGACAAACAGCUCGUCCCCUGCCAAACCAACAGCUGUUUGGGUGAUUUUGAUGAACUGUUUAAAUCCCACUGUGACAAGUCCUUGGUAAAGCUCUACACUUUCCUUCAGACAACAGUCUACAACAUUGAUGUUACAACAACAGAUGAGUCUCCAUAAGUUCAUGAGUUUUGGGCAAAACUCUCCAACUAG
This is a messenger RNA of Xiphias gladius (swordfish), 597 nucleotides long. RefSeq lists its product as uncharacterized. Lineage: Eukaryota; Metazoa; Chordata; Actinopteri; Istiophoriformes; Xiphiidae. The record is from RefSeq and is a predicted model, not a curated record. The transcript has 4 exons.